Molecule: messenger RNA, 2979 nt
Organism: Trichomonas vaginalis G3
Lineage: Eukaryota; Parabasalia; Trichomonadida; Trichomonadidae
Product: biological adhesion protein
Exons: 1
Coding region: 1-2979 (992 amino acids)
Source: RefSeq, a predicted model, not a curated record
AUGGACGAAAAAAUGAAAUUCUUAGAAUUAGACUACAAAGAUAAAAUAAACAAUGCUGAGGAUAAAGAAAGAAUCAAGCAAUUAACAGAUAAUCUUGAAUCAAUGAAAAACGAACUUCGAAAUUCAAAUAAUUCAAAUAAGAAUUUCGAACAAGAGAUUCAAGAGCUCAAACUCCAGAAUGAACAAUUAACACGUGAUUCCAAUAAGAAGAGUUUAGUUAUCAAUGACUUAAACAAUUCUCUCAAAGAAGAAGGCCAAAAAUUAAUCCAAGCAAUUGAAGAAAGAAAAGAUGCAUUGUCAAAAUCAGAACAAUCGAAACAAGAAAAUUCCGAGCUGAAGAAAGAAGUUAUUAAACUAGAAAACGACAUUUCUUUCUUAACAUCUCAAAUCGAAUCCCAUAAGAAGACAAUUGAAGAAAACUUGAAUCUUUCUUCUUCAGAGAAAAUCCAAUCUGCUCAAUUAGAAGACACAAUCAAAGAUUUGACAAUUCAGCUUCAAACUGAAAAAGAAGCUCAUCAAAAUGCAAAAGACCUCCUUCAGUCAUUGACAUUGACUGCUGAAGAUCAGAAGAGAUUGUUGACCGAAUCUUCUGAUGAAAUAAAUGGUCUAAAGAAGAACAAUGAACAACUCAAAAGAGUUUUAGAUGAAAAAGAAACUUUAAUUAAAAAUCAGAUGAAGAAAUUCUCAUAUCUUGAUGAUCAAAUUGCUUCAUUAAAGGCUUCUCUUGAACUGGCACAACAAUCACAAGAUAACGAGAAAUCAAAUUCAUCUAAAAUUGGCCAAGAACUUGCUGAAUCCCAAUCAAAAGUUACAGCUCUUACAACACAGAUACAAGCAAAUGAAAACAUUAUUAAAGACUUGAAGGACAAAAUUUCUGAGAAAAUUAAACAAAAUGUUGAAUCUUCACAUGCUAUUGAUCUUCAAAAACGUAUCAUCGAGAACAAUGAGAAACAGAAGAAAGAUUUAUCCGAUGAAAUACAGCGUCAAAAAGAUCAUAUUUCUAAACUUGAAAACCAAAUCCAAAAUGGAAUGAUACAAAUGAGUGAAAUGUCAGUGAAUAUUGCUUCAGAACAAAAGGAUACAAUAAGAAAACUCAAUGAAUCAUUGGCAGAUACAAACAUGAAACUCAAUAAAUCAGAAAAGGCUCUCAAAGCAGUUACAAAGAAGAUGAUUUCACAGCAAGAAGAAUUAGAUAAGAUCAAACUAGAAAACAAUGCAAACAAAGCUAACAUCAAGAAAUUACUUGAAGAAAUAUCAGAGAAAGAUGCUAAACUUGACAUGAAUGAAGCAACAAUCACUGCUCAUGGUGAAAUAGAUAAGAACAACAAUAGUAUGAUUGAUGAACUUCGUAAAGACAAUCUUAUAUUAAACCAGAAACUUGAAGAUAUUCAAAACAUCAAAGAGAAUGAAAAGAAACAACUUCAAGCAGCAUUUAAUAAUAACUUAGGUAAAUUACAGACCCAGCACGCCAAAGAAAUUGAAGCUGCAAAUAGUCAAAUUCUUGAUUUACAAAGCAAAGUCACCGAAUAUGAAACAAUUAUUGAGGAUACUGAGCAGAAGAUGAAUACAGAUUCUCAAUCAUUGAAGAAAUUAAUUGAUGAUAAAGCUAAGCUUGAACAAGAAUUGCAUAAUACUCUUGUAUCUCUUAAACAAACAGAAGAUUCGCUUAAUGUUUCCAGUAACAAGUUGAACCUUGCUCAAGAAAAGAUUAAAGAAAUAACAGAACAAAAUACUGAUUUACAAGCUAAAUUAGAAUUAUCAGACGACUGUUUAUUGAAGAAAUCAGAAGAAUUUGAUAAACUUGCUGCUGAUUUCGAUGAUCUUCAGAAUUCAUAUAAUCAAAUCGACGAAGAACUUAAAGAAACGUCUGAUAAACUCAGUGAAACAUCGAACAAACUUAAGGAAACAGAAGAAACACUCAAAGAAAAAGAACAAAUCAUUAGCUCUCAUGAAAAUUCGUUUGGCGAAUGCACAUCAAAGAUCCAAGAGCUUGAAUCUCUUACAAAGAAUGCCCAAGAAGAUAACAAUCGCUUACUGAAGGAAUUAAAGGAUACUCAAGAUAAAUUCAAUAAUUCUGAAACAGAAAAACAAAGCUACAUUCAGAAAUUAGAUCAAACAAAUACAGAACUUGCUGCAACUAAAGAUGAAUUGGUCAAUUUAACAACAGAGAAUGAAAACACUAAAUCUGAGCUCGAAAAAUCUCAGAAGGCAAAUGAAAGUUAUCAACAAGAGAUCAAUUCACUCAAAGAAUCAUUACAAAAUGAUUCAAUUAAUGUCCAGAAGCUCAAUGAAGCAAAUGCCAAGAUCGCUGAGUUAAUGGAUCAAAUCAAACAGCAUGGCGAAGAAAUGUCUAUGUCUAAAUCAAAUUUUGAAAACAAGAAUAAAGAAUUGUCAGCUAAAUUAGCUUUAACUCAAGAAGAAGGCGAAAAGACAAUGAAGAUCUUUAAGGAAUUGGUUAGUAUCAUCCGUGGAAUCCAAGUUUUGCUGCAUCCAGAAAUUCAAGUUGACCAAACUGAUUAUGAAGGUGCAAUUUCAGCUGCAAACCAGAUUCUUCAUGAACUUGAAGUACUCCGAAAGUUCUUAACCGAUGCACACCAUGAUAUUGAGACUUUGAUUAAAGAUAAAGCAAGCUCAAAGGGAUUAAUUGACAGCUUGAGAAACGAUAUCAAUCAGUUGAAUCAACUUAUUACUCAGAAAGAAAACGAGAUACAGAACCUUAGAAGAGAAAAUAAGACUCUUAAAGAUGAUAAUGCCUUCUUAAACGAAUCUAAAGCCCAAUAUGAUAUUGAACGUGAAAACUUAAAUAAUGGUAUUACUAAAUUGAGAAAUGCCCUUAAACUAACACAAGAACAUCUUAAGACUUCAGAAGAUGAAAAGAAGGCAUCGAAAGAUUUGAAUGUUCAGUAUAGAAUUAUAUUGGAUAAAGUAUCUCAAGAACAUAAUCUCAAUAUAGCAUUACCUGAUGAUUCUGGAAACUAA